Messenger RNA from Mizuhopecten yessoensis (Yesso scallop), 4047 nucleotides. RefSeq names its product mucin-2-like. NCBI's taxonomy places the organism in Eukaryota, Metazoa, Mollusca, Bivalvia, Pectinida, Pectinidae. The annotation marks the transcript as partial. The transcript is spliced from 10 exons. The record is from RefSeq and is a predicted model, not a curated record.
AUACCUACUACAACAAGUACACCUACUAAAACAACAACACCUACAACAACAACCACACCUAUUACAACAACUACACCUACUACAACAACCACACCUACUACAACAACUACUUCUACUUCAACAACUACACCUACUACAACAACUACACCUACUACAACAACUACCCCUACUACAACAACCACACCUACUACAACAACUACACCUACUACAACUACAACAACAACCACACCUACUACAACAACCACACCUAUUACAACAACUACACCUACUACAACAACCACACCUACAACAACAACCACGCCUACUACAACAACCACACCUACUACAACAACUACACCUACUAAAACAACCACACCUACUACAACAUCAACACCUACUACAACAACUACACCUAUUACAACAACUACACCUACUUCAACAACUACCCCUACUACAACAACCUCAACUACUACAACAACCACACCUACUACAACAACCACACCUACUACUACAACAACUACACCUACUACAACAACUACCCCUACUACAACAACCACACCUACUACAACAACCUCACCUACUACAACAACCACCCCUACUACAACAACCACACCUACUACAACAACUAUACCUACUACAACAACCACACCUACUACAACAACGACACGUACUACAUUAAACACACUUACUACAACAACCACUCAUACUACAACAACAACACCUACCAAAACAACCACUCCUACUACAACAACGUCUCCAACUACAAUAACCACUCCUACUACAACAACAACACAUUCUACAACAACGUUUCCUACUACAACAACUACAACUUCUACAACAACCACACCUACUACAACAACUACACCUACUUCAACAACUACACCUACUAAAACAACGACACCUACAACAACAACCACACCUACUACAACAACCACACCUACUAAAACAACCACAUCUACUACAACAACCACACCUACUACAACAACCACAUCUACUACAACAACCAAACCUACUACAACAACUACACCUACUACAACAACCACACCUAUUACAAUAACCACUUCUACUACAACAACCACACCUACUUCAACAGCUACACCUACUACAACAACCAUACCUACUACAAGAAACACACCUACUACAACAACCACCUCUACUAAAACAACCACACCUACUACAACAACCACACCUACAACAACAACCACACCUACUACAACAACCACCUCUACUACAACAACCACACCUACUACAGCAACUACACCUACUACAACAACCAGACCUGCUACAACAACCACACCUACUAAAAUAACCACACCUACUACACCUACUAAAACAACGACAACAACCACACCUACAACAACAACCACACCUACUACAACAACCACUCCUACUACAACAACCUCACCUACUACAACAACCACACCUACUACAACAACUACACAUUCUACAACAACCACUGCUACUACAACAAUUACACCUACUUCAAUAAUAACACCUACUACAACAACUACACCUUCUACAACAACCACACCUGCUACAACAACAACACCUACAACAACAACCACACCUACUACAACAACGACACGUACUACAACAAACACACCUACUACAACAACCACCCAUACUACAACAACCACACCAACCACAACAACCACUCCUGCUACAACAACUACUACAACAACCACACCUUCCACAACAACCACACCUACUACAACAACCACACAUACAACAACGACACCUACUAAAACAACCACUCCUACUACAACAACCACCCCUACUACAACAACCACACCUACUACAACAACUACACGUACUACAACAACCACACAUACAACAACGACACCUACUAAAACAACCACUCCUACUACAACAACCACCCCUGCUACAACAACCACACCUACUACAACAACCACACCUACAACAACAACCACACCUACUACAAUAACCACUACUACAACAACAACCACACCUACUACAACAACCACACCUACUACAACAACCACACCAACUACAACCACACCAACACCACCAACUACAACCACACCUACACUUACCACUCCUACUACACCCACACCUACUACAACAACCACACUUACUAUAACAACCACAUCUUCUUCAACAACCACACCUGCUACAACAUUUAGUAUUCCAACUUCUAGUACUCCAUCAUCUGCUAUUCCUACAUCUACUAUUCUAACAUCAACUACCCAAUCAUCUUCUAGUGUUACAUAUAUUGCUCAAACAUCUUCUUCUCCUUCAUCUACUACUCCUACAUAUACUAUCCUAUCUACUACUCCAACAUCUACUGCUCUUACAUCAACUACUCCAACAUCAACUACUCCAACAUCUACUACUCCGACAUCUACUGCUCUUACAUCAACUACUCCAACAUCUACUGCUCUUACAUCAACUACUCCAACAACUACUGCUCCAACAACUGCUACUCCAACAUCUACUGCUCCAACAUCUGCUACUCCAACAUCUACUUCUCCAACAUCUACUUCUCCAACAUCUGCUUCUCAAACAGUUACUACUCUAACAUCCAGUACUCCAACAUCUACUACUCCAACAUCUACUUCUCCAACAUCUACUGCUCCAACAUCUACUACUCCAACAUCUACUAAUCCAACAUCUACUAUUCCACCAACUACUGCUCCAACAUCUGCUACUCCAACAUCUACUUCCCCAACAUCUACUUCUCCAACAUCUGCUUCUCAAACAGUUACUACUCUAACAUCCAGUACUCCAACAUCUACUACUCCAUCAUCUACUACUCCAGCAUCUACUACUCCAACAUCUACUACACCAACAUCUACUACUCCAGCAUCUACUACUCCAACAUCUACUACUCCAGCAUCUACUACUCCAACAUCUACUAUUCCAACAUCUACUACUCCAACAUCUACUUCUCCAACAUCUACUACUCCAACAUCUACUACUCCAACAUCUACUAAUCCAACAUCUACUAUUCCAACAACUACUGCUCCAACAUCUGCUACUCCAACAACUACUACUCCAACAUCUACUACUCCAACAUCUACUACUCCAACAUCUACUAUUCCAACAACUACUGCUCCAACAUCUACUAUUCCAACAACUACUGCUCCAACAUAUACUUCUCCAACAUCUACUGCUCCAACAUCUGCUACUCCAACAACUACUGCUCCAACAUCUACUACUCCAACAUCUACUUCUCCAACAUCUACUUCUCAAACAGUUACUACUCUAACAUCCAGUCCUCUAACAUCCAGUACUCCAACAUCUACUGCUCUUACAUCUACUACUCGUACUUCCACCAUAAUUACAACCAUUACACCUACAACUACAACAUCUGCUGCUCCACCUCCUAUCACUCAGACAACGGAAACGGUUGUGCCUCUAAGUAGUCUUACCAUUUCGGUCAGUCUGACUCUUGUUGUGAAGGCCGAGUUUUGUGAUGAUUUAAAGGAUAAGAAAAGCGAUUUGUAUAACUCCUACGAGCAAAACUUUUUUAAGUGGUUAUUUCCGAGGUUGAACAAUACAAGUGGAUUUAAGAAUGUAACUAUCAAUGGAUUUAGAUGUCAUCCAGACACCAUAUUUGAGUAUUACAGUGAUCGUUGUCUGAAGUCUAGUGACCUCACAAACAUUCUGGCAGUUACCGCUGGAGUAGGAGGAGCAGUGAUCAUCAUCAUCAUCGUCGUCAUCAUAUGUGUAUGCAAGCAAAGGAGGACGACAAAGAAAACCCAUAGUAAUACAAGACAUAAUCGAGUUUAUGGCAGUGAAAUCAGCAUGCCAACAAGAAUGGAGAACUUGAGGGCCAAUAGGGCGUACAAUAUUGGAGAGAGAGCUGACCGGGGACCACCAAGACGGGAACACAUGGUGGGGAGUUCCGAAAAUGAACGCCCGGCAGCCUAUUAUAACGGCUGGGAAAGUAUCAGCGACCAACAAGCUGUACCGCCUCGGAUGUAUUUGCCAAUGGAAAUAUGUGACUCGCCACGUGACUACCACACCUCAGCGGCGCUUGAGCAAAGAAAACCCCGGUACGUUGAGCCCGGUGACGCGUACAGGUUAUUAGACACAGAAAGUCAG